AUGGCGGACUCGGAAUUUACAGAUGAUGAGACAGAAUACGAGGGACAGUCAUCUCAGGUGGUCGUCUUAGACGCGCUCUGGGCGCCGUUCCGCGUGCUAUUCUCAAGGACCGCUCUCCGCAUUUACCUAAAUACUUUACUAUUUAUCGGUGCCACCAUAUUCUUGGUGGGAAUUUCCGGUAUUGCCUAUGGCAUUUUCUACCUAAGAUUCAUUCCUACGGUCGGCGUUGAUCGUGAAGUUCAUCUACAAUUUGGUGACGGUUCUCCUUGGGGCACGGCCUCUUUCGAAUCCGAAUUCGUCUCUUCGCAAGCCUACGAUGUCGCCGUCGUCCUCGACCUACCUCGUACGCCCUCCAAUAUCGAUGCGGGCAACUUCAUGAUCGAUCUUACGCUCUAUUCUCCCCAGACAAGCUCUGUGCUCCCCACAGCCAGCAAUUCCGUUACUCCUAUUUCGAAAUCUCGCCGACCAAGCACCCUUACUUAUAGCUCGCCUCUAGUGGAUCUUGCCCGAAGGAUGGUACGCCUUCCUCUAUACAUUAUUGGCUGGCGUCGAGAGGCAGAGAGAUUGGAGGUCCCGAUGAUGGAGAAGCUUGCAUUUGCACGAGGCGCACGGAAUUUACCGCAGAACUUGCGCCUUGAGAUUGAGAGUGAAAAGAAAUUACAUAUCUACUCUGCCCGUGUCGAAUUCCGGGCACGAUUUACUGGGCUUAGGUGGUUUAUGUAUCGCUGGAAGAUCACGUCCUUUGUCGUGUUCAGCUCUAUGUUCUGGACUGUCUCGGUGACAACCGCGAGUGUCACCUGGCUCUUGUUGAAUUGGGUUUUAGGAUCUGCGCCUACGUCAACGGACGAGGAUGAAAUCAAGGAUGAGGAGGAGCAAGCCCUCGUUAAGAACGAACCUGAAGCUGAAGACAGUGGGUCGUCCAGUGAUCACGUCAAAGUGAAGAAGGAAGAGCCGGAGGAUUACCUUGGUAGCAGCCUCCUGUUACAGAGCUAUGCGGCGGAAGGUGACGAGGGCGGCAUCGGCUCUGGGCUAGAAAGUUCCGAGACGCCAGGAAUGCAGAAAAGACGAAGUCAUUUAAAAGAGUAUGACAUUUAA
Messenger RNA from Penicillium angulare, 1095 nucleotides. Its product is annotated as seipin. NCBI's taxonomy places the organism in Eukaryota, Fungi, Ascomycota, Eurotiomycetes, Eurotiales, Aspergillaceae. The record is from RefSeq and is a predicted model, not a curated record. Gene Ontology annotation, biological process: lipid droplet organization; lipid storage. The coding region runs from base 1 to 1095 and encodes 364 amino acids. Gene Ontology annotation, cellular component: endoplasmic reticulum membrane. The transcript is spliced from 4 exons.